Penicillium waksmanii is the source of this 948-nucleotide messenger RNA. RefSeq lists its product as uncharacterized. The record is from RefSeq and is a predicted model, not a curated record. The coding region runs from base 1 to 948 and encodes 315 amino acids. NCBI's taxonomy places the organism in Eukaryota, Fungi, Ascomycota, Eurotiomycetes, Eurotiales, Aspergillaceae. The transcript has a single exon.
AUGUUUCUACCAAAGCUUACACCAGAAGGAAGGAAAUUACUGAGAGAUAAUUCCGAUUUCGUCGGGACCCAGUUGAAGCACUAUGGAGUGCAGUUCGAAGAACCCAAGUCCUCUGGACGGAGCACUACCCCCACUACAUUACUGAAGGCUGCCCUCACGGCCGGGAAAUGCGACCAGGUUCCCAAACAUAUCGUUAAGCUUCAAAAUGAGGAGACAAGGCGACUAAAAGAUAAGGAAUCAGAUUGGGAGACUAGGCGAGAAAAAGUGCAUCAGGACUAUCUUCUUAAACUCGCCCGGAAGAAAGAGGAUGUCUCCCUUAUUGGGAGAUAUCUUGUUGACAGUGAGCCUAUCGAGGAUGGGUUUUUAGACAAGGCAACUGACCUUGUCCUCAAUAUCCACCGAACUGACACACCUGGUAUUUUCAAAGUCAAUUUUGAUUUCGGAGUUGUCGAGGGCGUGAUGCUUAUGUGUUUGGAGAAAGUUGCCCUGGACAAAUACUGCGCUCAGGCUGGUCGUGAACAUGAUGACAACUCGGCUGAUUCCUUGGAUGAAGAGGGCUCCGAAGAAGAUCUUGUCGAUGAGGGUGGUAUUUCAACCAAAAAGAACUUGAAGCUGGGCAAUAAGAGAGGUUGGCCAGCCUCUAAAACUAGUAUGACGAGAGCGAAGAUUCAGAAGACAGGGAAAGAUCGGGCUCUUCAAUAUCUUCUCAAGCUUAAAUGUCGCGAGAAAAGUGAAGGCAUGAUUUACUUCCAGGAAAGCGACGGAACUAUCAAUUUCGAUAAUGAAAAGCUCGCCAGCUUUGAUGGAUUGGUGGAUCUCCCCAUAAUAGGACAAGGAGUAUCGUUCUCUGCGCGGAAGAUCUCUGACCUGCCCCGUCCAUCCGGGAAGAAUUGGGCAGAUUAUUCAGAGCGGCAAUAUGAGAUGGGACGGAUUAACAGAUGGCGCUAG